Messenger RNA from Linum trigynum, 659 nucleotides. Lineage: Eukaryota; Viridiplantae; Streptophyta; Magnoliopsida; Malpighiales; Linaceae. The record is from the annotation of a GenBank genome assembly.
UGAGAAUCCUUCCACAAAACCCUAUCUAUUCAAUUUCUUCUCAUGGUAUCAGAGCCUGGUUGCUCUAUACCUUAGAUCUCAACCAAAUUUUGUUCGAUCUUAGCGAUUCCACUUCACAAUGUCCACUCCUCCUCCCGGCGUCGAUGGCCAUGUCUCUGAUGGCUCUGAAUCGUCUGAAUCUGGAAACCCAGGACAGACUUCCACCACUCCGCCGCUGAUUCCAGCACAGCCGCUUCAAACCCUACCACAGGUACUGCCUCAGGUACCUAGAUAUGAGGAUCCAUACCUCAAUCCUUACUACCUUCCUCCUCACGAUGGAGGCUUGACCACCAUCAUCUCCAUGAAGCUGACUGACCAGAAUUAUGAUCUCUGUUCCUCAACCCACUGAUCCAAUUUGGCAAUCUCGGCAUCGCUGUGACAGUACAGUGCGAUGCUGGAUAUACAACUCUCUUUAUGAUGAUAUUGCGAAUAGUGUGGUGCCCUUUCGUGUUGCUAAAGAAGUAUGGGACAAUCUGCGAGACAGAUUUAGUCAAGAAGACUUUAUUAGGGUGUAUGAGCUCAAAGAGCAGGUUUCUAAGCUCGUCCAAGGAGAUCUGACUGUUUCACACUAUUACACAGCCCUCACCACAAAGUGGCAAGAAUACAAGAUGUAUAGACCA